Messenger RNA from Rana temporaria (common frog), 985 nucleotides. It is a transcript of the gene PEBP4, whose product is annotated as phosphatidylethanolamine binding protein 4. Lineage: Eukaryota; Metazoa; Chordata; Amphibia; Anura; Ranidae. Bases 165 to 779 code for a protein of 204 amino acids. The record is from RefSeq and is a predicted model, not a curated record. The transcript has 7 exons.
AAAGCUCUGUCGAUCCAAUCAGCUAUCAACCACGUGGAGGGGGUGUGGCAGACUGAUUCCAAAAUAACAGUCUACUACUGUCUGUAUUCGGGAAACAGAAGGAAGGGGAGAGGAGAGGAGCCGAAUAGAGGGGAUCACUGGACACUGGCAGACAGCAGGCUGUGAUGAUGGAGUGGCUCAUUCAUGCUUGUCUUCUGGCACUGAUUCCAGUGUUCUCCACCAGUCAUGACUCCUGUAUCCCUAAGCCAAUCGUUGGAGAAGAUGCUGAAUUCUGCAGUGAGGACCUUCAGGUCAAAUACCCAGAAAUUGGCGAUGUUUCCUGCCUGCAUAUACCCGCCUGCAAUGGCUACAUCCAAAAGCUGGUCAACUCCUGGGACAUGCCAAAGAUUAAAUACACCGAGGCCAAAGGGGGUGCGUUGUACGUGGUGAUAAUUGCAGAUCCAGAUGCCCCAAGCAGAAGCAACCCACAACGCAAGUUUUGGAGACAUCUCCUAGUGGUUGAUGUACCGGGUGAGGAUCUUCAGACUGGAAAAAGUCUCUCAGGAAGAAUUUUAUCAGAGUACAGGCCUCCAACUCCUCCCAAAGGCACAGGUUAUCACAGAUACCAGCUCAUGGUCUACAGGCAGAAUCCAAGCACCACGCUUGAUCUGCUUCCUGAGGAGAAAUCUUUGGGUAACUGGGAUCCGGAUGCAUUUGCUAAACGCCACCAGUUAGUUGGCCCAGUGGUCACUACCCAGUUUAUGGCCCAGAAUCCAGAGGAUGAAGUACAGGAAAUAUAAGACUUGCACCGCCGUAUGGAUUCUGAGCCCUUUUCUUACUACCACCUGAUUAUUCCACACUGGAAACACUAGAGAGGCGAUGCCUAUAGUUUUACUUUAACCCCUUAACACUGCCUUCUGGUGGCCCUAUAAGUUAGGGUGACCAGACAUCCCUGAUUUCUGGGGACAGUCCCCGGAUUGAGUACACUGUCCCCGGUUUUGUCCCC